AUGCAGCUGUGGACUGCGAACGGCCCAGACUGGGUGUAUCACGACGAGACUAAGAAGAUCACUGGCAGUCUCUCCCACGCAAGCGAGCCCAACGAGCGUCUCGCCCUUGCCAUUGCGAAGGAUGGCGAUAGAUAUAUCUUCGUGUAUACCGCAGAUUCCCGGCGUGAUAGAUUGACCAUGAGAGGGUGGAGAAACAUGAUUUUGAAGUGGUUCGAAAUCUGGCUGAGGAUGGAAGUAUAUGAUCUAAAGCAGCUUAUCAACCUGGACGGCGGAACGAGUAUCAAUGUAGUUUGGAAAGCGAAUGGCAAGCCGCCCAAAAGGAUAGCCCGAGGCUCUGUUCGGGACACUCUACCUGGCUCGAAGCCUACCCAUACAGACCCGAUAAAGGCUGCCAAUCUGCUCUUGUUUUCUACAUCGUCACUAGCUGGCGAAAUGGCUGGUAUUGAGAAAAGCGGAAGCGAGGACGAAAAAGUGGUACCAGGACCAGCAGGCAAGUAG
This is a messenger RNA of Didymosphaeria variabile, 498 nucleotides long. RefSeq lists its product as uncharacterized. Lineage: Eukaryota; Fungi; Ascomycota; Dothideomycetes; Pleosporales; Didymosphaeriaceae. The coding region runs from base 1 to 498 and encodes 165 amino acids. The record is from RefSeq and is a predicted model, not a curated record. The transcript has a single exon.